CGUCUUCAACACGCACUCGUGCUUUCAUUGUACUUUCAUAUACCUACUACCCUAAAAACUGCUUAUAAAAAUGUUUCCAUCUCAGAUCAUCUUAUAUUAUUCAAUAUUUGCAUGUAAUCGUUGUACUGGUUUGAAGAAGUGCAAUGACAACCAUGAAAAAUCUACCACCCAGUGAUGGAGAUAUGAUCACCAUUCUUAGCAUUGACGGAGGAGGCGUCCGGGGAAUCAUCCCUGCAACUAUCCUUGAAUUUCUGGAGACACAGCUUGAAAAAUUGGAUGGUCUAGAUGCUAGAUUAGCUGAUUAUUUCGAUGUCAUGGCGGGGACAAGCACAGGAGGGCUUGUUACCGCAAUGUUAACAGCUCCAAGCAAGGGAAAAAAACCAUUGUAUGCGGCCAAGGACGUUACACGGUUCUAUUUGGAACAUUGCCCUUCAAUUUUCCCAUACAGAAAGGGCCCUUCAGGAUGGUUGCAAUCAAUUUACACUUUACUGAGAGGACCCAAAUACAGUGGAGAUUAUCUGCACAAUCUUGUUAAAGAAAUAUUGCGUGGCAUUCGAUUGAACGAACUACUAACUAAUGUGGUGAUCCCAACCUAUGAUACCAAUUUACAGCAGCCUAUAAUUUUCUCUACUUUUGAGACAAAAAACGAUAUCUCAAAAGAUGCAUAUUUAUCAGAUAUAUGCAUUAGUACUUCGGCUGCCCCAACAUAUCUUCCUGCCCACCAUUUUGAAACAAAAGAUAGAUCCGGCAAUCCCAGAGAAUUCAACCUCAUAGAUGGAGGAGUGGCUGCUAACAAUCCAACUUUAAUUGCUAUCAAUGAAGUGACAAAAGAAUCCAUCAAGCCCAACAAUGAUUGGGUAUCGCGAGGAAAAGCAAAGGCCAAGCAAAAAUUUUUGGUGCUAUCUCUUGGAACUGGAUACCAAACAGCAGCCUACAAAGCCACUGAUGUUGCAAAGUGGGGACUAUUGGGAUGGUUGUAUAACAGUGGGAGGGUGCCAAUAUUAGAGACUUUUAUGCAAUCAAGUUCUGAUAUGGUGGACAUUCAUGCUUCUGUGGUCUUCCAAGCCUUUGAAUCUGAACAGAACUAUCUCAGAGUUCAGGAAAGCGAAUUGACGGGAGAGGCAGCCUCUGUUGAUAUCUCUACUGAGCAAAACCUUAAGAAGCUUGAAGAUAUAGGCCUACAACUUCUGCACAAGCCUGUUUCCAGAGUUGAUUUAGAGACGGGAUUAUUUAAGCCAGUUAGUAAUGAGGGUACCAACAGCGAUGCCUUGAUCAGGUUUGCAAAGAAACUCUCAGACGAAAGAAAGUUACGAAUGGAUACAGCUCGUAAUCGUGUGGCAAAUCUCUAGUCAAAUUUCAUUUGGCAUAGGUUGUUUUUCGUUUAAAGAGUAGAUGUAGCGCAUGAAACGAGCCAAUAAUGGACUGAAGGCCUUUCGACUUGUUUUUCUUGGAAAUAUAUGUACUGAAAAAUAUCAAGAAAUUGGAAUUUCAUUCUAAGAAUGUUUUAUUUAAUUAAAAAAUAUUACUAUUUUA
Cryptomeria japonica (Japanese cedar) is the source of this 1533-nucleotide messenger RNA. Its product is annotated as patatin-like protein 2. The transcript has 8 exons. The record is from RefSeq and is a predicted model, not a curated record. NCBI's taxonomy places the organism in Eukaryota, Viridiplantae, Streptophyta, Pinopsida, Cupressales, Cupressaceae. The coding region runs from base 144 to 1349 and encodes 401 amino acids. Gene Ontology annotation, molecular function: glycerophospholipase activity; monoacylglycerol lipase activity. Gene Ontology annotation, biological process: lipid metabolic process.